Molecule: messenger RNA, 3883 nt
Organism: Oncorhynchus kisutch (coho salmon)
Lineage: Eukaryota; Metazoa; Chordata; Actinopteri; Salmoniformes; Salmonidae
Product: telomere zinc finger-associated protein-like
Exons: 11
Coding region: 211-2757 (848 amino acids)
Biological process (GO): regulation of transcription by RNA polymerase II
Cellular component (GO): nucleus
Molecular function (GO): RNA polymerase II cis-regulatory region sequence-specific DNA binding; DNA-binding transcription factor activity, RNA polymerase II-specific; protein binding
Source: RefSeq, a predicted model, not a curated record
CGGUCCCUACCGCCUGGCCUGGACGAGACAUAACGCAAUACAUGUUCCUGAUACGUUAGUCAAAAUUACUGUUUAUAAAUUAUAUUAAAUGCAAUGCACCAUUCCAACAACCGAUAGCAGUGACACGAUUGCCAGCAUCCUGCAAAGCAACUCCAUGACACUGAAUCCAGUGUACCUUGAGAAGCAGCAAUCUACUGUCAAGGGUGAGAGAUGCUUACACAGGUGAGCAGCACCCAUGCCCAACGGGUGUUGUCUUUUCUGAAUGAGCAGAGGGGUCUUGGCUGGUUCUGUGAUGCCAAGCUGACUGUAGGAGGAGAUGGGAGGGCGUACAAUGCCCAUCGCAACAUCCUGGCCUGUUUUAGUAAGAUUUUCCAGGAAUCUGAGCCAACCACUACCAUGGUUAAGAAGGUCUCCCUCCCAAAGGAGUGCCCCACUGACGGCCUGGAACUACUUCUAGACUUUUUCUACACAGGGGAUUUGAAGCUUGACUCUCUGAAUCUGGACAAUGUGCAACAGGCUGCAGACAGCCUAUGUGUACCAGAUGCGCUCGCCCUCUGUCAGCAGUUCACCACAGAAGGGACCAUCUCUCCAGAAGAACCUCCGUCUGCAGAUCUUCUGGGUGAAGAUGAUGGCCUAAUCCCACCUGUAACGUCUACGGAAACCAAGGUCCCCCUAAAAAGGGGGAGGCCCCCCCAAAAAAGAGGGAGACCCAAAAAAUCCCAAACCCCUAGUAGCAGCUCAAGUAAGAAGGAUCCUCCAGAAGCAACCGCCACCACAACUCGCUCUGGGCGUAAGGUGAAGAUCUCCAGAAGGCUGCUUGGAGAGGGCCCCAGGCCGCAGCUCCUGCCCCAGGGAACCACCAGCAGGGGAACACCACAACUAGUUAUCAGCCUAAUGGAUAGAAGUGAUGGGGCUGAGGACGAGGGACAAAGCCUCCCUCAGCCUACAGAUACAACAGAGGUAACAGACAUGGUCACUGGCAUUGUACCAGAUGUUAGCUAUAAAGCUAAUUCUCAUUUGCAGCCUCACGAUGAUGAUGACGAUGAUGAUGGUUUGAUGGAGGGGGUGGAUGAGGACACGGAUGAAGAGUAUGUGCCCCAUGCCCUACCGACUACCACCUCCAGCCCCAAAGGCAGACGUAAAGGACCAGGCAAAGCUGUCAAUAAAGAGAACAGUGAGGAGGCGGCCAAGGGCUCCAAAAAGGGCUCUGUUCAGUGCCCCACCUGCAAUAAGACCUUCCUCAGCAAAUAUUAUCUCAAAGUACACAACAGGCGUCAUACGGGUGAGAAGCCCUUUGCAUGCUCUAAGUGUGGGAAGAGGUACUACAGGAAGGAGAAUCUGAUGGACCACCAGGCCCGGAACUGCAAAUGUGGUGAAAAAGUAAAAGCGGUGCACAACUGUCUUCAAUGCCCCAUGUCAUUUGACAGAGUGGUGGAUCUACGUCUGCACACUGUCUCCCAUACAGGGGAAAUGCCCAAUAAGUGUACGUCAUGCUCGGAACAGUUUAUGCGUAAAAAAGAUUUGAGAAACCACGAAAUCAAAAUCCACGGCGCACCCAAACCACAUGCAUGCUCUCUGUGCAGCAAAGCCUACCUGUCUAAAACGGAGGUGCGUCUGCAUGAGGCGUCCAAGCAUCGAGGCGAGAAGCUCUUUGUGUGUGAAGAGUGUGGCCAUCGAGCCUCCAGCCGAAACGGCCUGCAGAUGCACAUCAAAGCCAUUCACAGAAACGAGCGUCCAUUUGUCUGUGAGUACUGCAACCAUGCGUUUACCCAGAAGGCCAACCUCAACAUGCACCUGCGCGUUCACACUGGAGAGAAGCCCUAUCAGUGCCACCUCUGUGGGAAGACCUUCCGGACACAGGCCAGUCUUGACAAGCACCAUCGCACCCACACGGGAGAGCGGCCUUACAGCUGUGAGUUCUGUAACCAGCGCUUCACAGAGAAGGGCCCGAUGCUCCGCCAUGUCGCCAGCAAGCACCAGGACGACCGCCCUCACUGCUGUAAGAUAUGUGGCAAGACCUUCAAGGCCAUCGAGCAGCUCCGGGUCCAUGUGCGUCGCCAUCAGGGCAUGAGGAAGUUUGAGUGCGAAAAGUGUGGCUACAAGUUCACCAGACAGGCCCACUUACGACGUCAUAUUCAGGUCCACAACCGCACCGAGAACUACAACCCGCGGGAGAGGAAGCUACGGAACCUGAUAGUAAAGGAUGAGGGGUCGCAGGAGGAGGAUGAGACUAGCCCCUCACCAACACCACCCACUGAGAAGGGGACACCUGAGGGGCUGGCACCUGUCUCUGGACCCAGUGUCCCUCUUCCUGUCUUUGGACUUGGACUCAGUGUGUCUGGACCUGGAACUGUACCAGGAGCCAGUGACAUCCUCAGGGUGGUUAUUCAGCCCCUGGUGGAGGAGGUGGUGUCCAGCCAAGGGCAGGUGGUGGUGGGCUUUAACCAGGCUGUGGUGGGGCAUGGGCCUGGCCAGUUGGAGGUAGGCUUAACCCAGAGCCAAGGUGUGGUAGGCCAAGGCCAGGUAGAGGUGGGCCUUACUCAUGGCCAGGUCGGCUUUCCCCAGGUUGGGGUGGGACAGGGACAUGGCCAGGUGGAGGUGCUCUCCUCCCAGGGUUUGGGUGUGGUGGGGCAUGGUUUCAUUGUGACAGAUGUGAUGGACCAGACUCUCCUGGUGGCAGGAGACUACCCCAUCUCUGAGACCACGGUGGAUCUGAAGGACAUACGGGAGGAUCCUCCUGCUAAGAGCAAGGCCUGAGGACGGGACAGGCAACGUAUUGUGACGUGGAAUCUACUUGGGAAAAUACAUGGGAUUUGAAAAACGUUAUUAACUGUUGUUUUGAGGGUGACAUUUCAACCACAGGAUUAUGUCAUCAUAGUAACUCAAUUUCAACAUAGACAAACCCUUGUAUAAAAUAUGUUGAAUUAAAACAACGUCAGAUCUUCAACGUUCUGUUCACUAUCAGGAAAAAGAACACAACAGGCUGGGGCAGCACCUAGUGGAGAAUGUAUCUACAGCAGAGCUGACUGGGGCUUGUUGUUUUUUUGUGUGGAAUUUAUUUAUUUAUUUUUUACGAAGUCAGUCGGGGUCUCAACCUACUGUUUAGAGAUAGCAUAGUAGAAUACAAAAUGUGCAAUUUCAAUAGUUUUCCUCUUGUUAUGUCAGUCACUGACAGUCAAUCAAUUAGCCCAUGUCAGCUAACAUUUUAUAGAUUGCUAGGUAAGUUAGUCUAGCUAGCUAUCUAAAUCUUGUUGUAAUCAUGGCCGAGUUACUGACCGGACACCCAAGGCACGUGCCCUGACCUCCAAGGGGCCCCCCAUUGAUUUUGUUAGUCACUCUCACACAGAUAUCAUAAGAACAUGCAGGGAAUUCACAUACAAAUUGCUACAUUUUCUCUCCUUCCCAUGGCAAAAUGAGUAGAAUUGCAUUCAAUUAGUUUUGCAUUCAUUUCGUUUUAAAACUACAAACUAUUCUUUCUGCCCCAUGGAAAAAUGUGUAGAAUUGCAGAAAGUCUGAUUUAAAACUGCAACAUUUUCUCCACGCCCCAAGGAAAAUGUGUCGAAUUGCAGGACAUUAACUUCAAAGUAGCACGUUUUUCUCUCUGCCCGCCAAGAGGGGGGCCACUAAAAUGUUUUGCCUUUGAGAUGGGUAAAAAUAUUUAUUGGGGCCCCCAAAAUGCUAGGGCCCUGCACAUUUGCAAGGUAUUAGCGUUAUGAACAUAGAAAGGAAUACAUCUUUAAUGCUGGCAAUCAGAAUGUGUUGUUUGGUGUCAAGUUAUAUGGCUACAAUUUGGUUAAUGCUUGAAAUGUAUUUAUAUAAUUACAAAAAAGCGAUUGUUUAAAUUGUUAUAUUUUUAAAUAAAUGCCUAUUUGUUCAGCCCACA